CUGUAGCCCGAUAGUGCCUCCGAAUGCGCACCUGGAUGCACCGGGUGUAGGGUCUUGGGAGGUGUGGUGCUAUAAAACGGACAUGCCAACACCACUGCGGCGCAUUCAGAAAGAGUUGGGCACCAAACGUACAUCGGCCUGAAAAACAAUAGUCACGACAUUCCAGUGUAACAAAUAUCACAAAAAUUCUCUAAGAAUGGUUGGUGCUUGUAAGCCUAUCGAGACGAAGUUCAGCGCUGCUGUUUGUGUUGGAAUUGUUCUGAUGUGUUUGUCGCAGGUUUCAACGUCUCUGAAACCCGAUGACAAGCUGGAUGGGCUCCAGAAGCUGGGUCACACGUUGCGUAAGCGAAGUGUUGGCAGCGAAACAGCAUCUGAUACCGAGGAGAGAUCAGCGACAUCAUGUCCACGCGGCCCAACUGCUGGAGCACUGGCCGGAGUACCAGGUGUUCCCGGAGUUCCAGGAGUUCCUGGUGUCAAUGGUGCAUGCGGGGAAACAGGACCAACAGGCGCCACAGGAGCAAAGGGCGAUAUGGGGGUCGAAGGUGUACCAGGGCAGAAGGGUGAAGCGGGUCUACCUGGGCUCGAUGGUUUAAAAGGUGCCAAGGGAGAAGUUGGACCACCUGGAGAAAAUGGUGAUUCAGGCCCUACCUCAAUACCUCUUUUGGCGUCAUGUGAUGCUCUGAAGAAAGCCGGUUUUGGUGUUAGCGGUACUUACAGAAUCGAUCCCGAUGGUGCCGGUAAUGGAUCAGAGCCGUUCUCGGUAGUUUGUGAUAUGACAUCAGAUUUGACUGUGGGUUAUACAACGAUUCACCACGACAAAGAAGACGGCGAUGUGAAGGGUUUCGAGGAUAGAGGGUCAUUCAUAGUGAAUGUUACUUACGAUCUUGGGCGGGGCCAGGUGGAGGCGAUCAAGGCAGUUUCAUCUUCUUGCAGACAAUUUAUUAAAUAUGCAUGUAUCGGAUCACUGUUUGAUGGCGGAUACCAAUACUGGAUCUCAUAUGAUGGCCAACCCAUGGUCAACUGGGGAGGUGUCCCAACAGGAACUACGGGAUGCGCAUGCGGGGUGACAGCAACUUUGCCUGUUUCGCAGCUUCGUUUUGGAGAUACUGGUGAAACAGGAGAGAAGGGUGUCUACACGCUUGGACCAUUGCAAUGUGCCUAG
This is a messenger RNA of Anneissia japonica, 1162 nucleotides long. Its product is annotated as contactin-associated protein-like 2. The record is from RefSeq and is a predicted model, not a curated record. The transcript has 12 exons. Lineage: Eukaryota; Metazoa; Echinodermata; Crinoidea; Comatulida; Comatulidae. The coding region runs from base 197 to 1162 and encodes 321 amino acids.